UUUUUUUUGUGUUGUUGUUGUUGUUGUUGUAAGUUGUUAUUGUGUGAGUCUAAUGCAAGGAUCCGAAUUGAAUGUGAGACGGUGAUAGGGCCUGGUAUGGAUUAUCUCAUCCCUCGAUUCCACCACCACCGCCAUCACCACGACAAAUCUCGUUCUGCCAUCCACGCGGAGCGCAACGAGGCAAACAAUAAUUGCGGAGAAAAGGAAAAGCCAGAGACCCAAAUCAUCAUGCACGAAACCAGUCCAGAAUGAUGUCAGCAGCUACCAGUUGAGGAGGUGUCCAUGUUACACGUCUAUCCCUUGACUAUCCAUCUCAUUAUCAAUAAUGACGAGGGGCCAGUAAAAGAACGAAAGGCCAUCACAGUCGGUAUGACUUCAUCGUUGCAGGGCUACAGAUGACUUUCGGUCUUCAGCCGUCGACCGUUAGAGUAUAGGUCAGAAAGAUAAGCAACAAUAUUUGCAGACCUAUCAGACCGGAGUGCAGAUUCCUCGACAUCUUCAUGUAUAUUUUCUUUUUCUCGUUUCUGUGUGUGCUCCCCCUUGCGGAGGGCAUACUGAAUUGGGACCCAUUAUUAAGACUGCUCUUAUUGUGUCUGGGGUACAGAAUGCAAGUCAGUUUUGCAAAGUGUCUACCAACGAUGAUCGUAAUCUUAAAAGGAAUUCCUUAUUUUGUUUCUCGGGGUUUAAGUGCGGUGUUACUGUGGAGGUGGUCUUCCCUUUUUGUUGUUCUGUUUGUCUAUUUUCAAUUUGUUUCAUUUAUUUAAUUAUUUAUUUUUGUUGAAAUAGUUAGAUUUGGAUGUUCAUGUCUGCCGAGAUUUGAAGAUCGGGAGAAUUUAUUAUUAGUAUAUCAAUUUGGUUACUAAGUAUGGGUAUAUCUGCAACCGGAGAAACUUGAGGAGGAUCAUAAUUACGGAAACUUGUGUAUAAUUCUGAUUCUCAUCGUCGUCAUGGCCGAGCAUCAAGUUCCGCCGAGCCAAUGAACAAAUCUCCGACUCAUCCAUUAGUCCAAGCUGCUUCCAGGUGGCUUCCUGAAUUUUCAGGUUCGCGCCUCGAAGUGCGUCGAAGGAGG
Molecule: messenger RNA, 1069 nt
Organism: Aspergillus caelatus
Lineage: Eukaryota; Fungi; Ascomycota; Eurotiomycetes; Eurotiales; Aspergillaceae
Exons: 1
Coding region: 501-764 (87 amino acids)
Source: RefSeq, a predicted model, not a curated record